Messenger RNA from Microplitis mediator, 2349 nucleotides. RefSeq lists its product as uncharacterized. Gene Ontology annotation, cellular component: extracellular region. Gene Ontology annotation, biological process: mesoderm morphogenesis. Bases 330 to 824 code for a protein of 164 amino acids. The transcript is spliced from 6 exons. Gene Ontology annotation, molecular function: heparin binding; growth factor activity. The record is from RefSeq and is a predicted model, not a curated record. Lineage: Eukaryota; Metazoa; Arthropoda; Insecta; Hymenoptera; Braconidae.
UGUUCAAGAGCUAAAUAGUCUCUGUGUCUGUUCUGUCGGCACAACGCGCAGUCGCUCUACACCCAAAUCAUCUCUCUCACCAGCACUAGUACCACCACCAGCAGCAGCAGCACCAAGAAAAGAGAGUCUAUCACCGUGUAUCAACUCGCUAGCAUCUUCUACGAUAAGCCGCGAGCUUUGUGCACUCAAACUCAAAGUCCGCUCCAGUUAAAUCUAUUAACAGUCGCUGAUUUAACUCUUGUUUUUUCAACCGAACCUUUAUCACCUCAGUGGCUAGACAUCAAGACAAAUAUCAGCCGGUAAAUUUAUCAGUGUCUAUUGUUGAUAUAAUGAAGCUGUGGUGGAGUUUAUUAUUGGUACUGGGAGUCGUACUCUCAAUAAUGUCAAUUACGGCGCAAGCUGAAUCCGAUGUAUGGGAGGAAGAUGAUGAGAGAGAAGUACUUGUGCGAACUGUCAGAGGUACCAAAGACCGUGCAUCCGGAAGCAAUGGACCAGUUUGUAGAUAUUCAAAAGGUGAAUGGUCCGAAUGUGAUCCUAAAACAAAUAUGCGAUCACGUUCUCUGAGUUUGAAGAAAGGAGACAAAACUUGUGAACAAACUAAAAACAUUCAGAAGAAAUGUAAAAAGGGCAAAGCGUGUCGCUAUGACAAAGGAACAUUCAGUGCAUGUGUAAAUAUGUCAAUGACACGAGUGGAUAAUUUAAAACCCAAUAGCGAUUCAUCAUGCGAUCAAACGCGUCGCAUUACCAAAAGCUGUAAACCCGAGGCCGCUAGUUCGAAAAAAGUUACCAAAGCCGAUCGCAAUAGAAAAACUGGAAAGCAGUAAACAGUAAAAAAUUUUAAACUCAACAGCAAAUCGUAAGCCCGUCUUUUGGCAGUCGAUAUUUCAAUAGCGUUAUAUUAUUAUAUAUAUCAUAAUGUUAUAUAUAAAUAUAAAUAUAUAAUACUGACUGACGCACUAAAAAAAUGAAAAAAAAAUAAGACAUUUAUAAGCUAUGGCAUUUAUUUUACAGAAGAUAUACAAUUGAAAAAAAAAAUUACUGUUAAUGUUUUGAUGAUAAUUAAAAAUGAGAAAAUUUUUUGACAUUUUUUUUUUACUCGAUACAAUAAAAUAUGUACAAUAAUAUAUUAUCAUUAUUAUUGAACUAAGAUACAGUAAAAAGAAAAAGAAAAAAAAAGAAUUUGUCUCGUUCUUUGAUGAAUAAAUUUUUUUUAAUACUAAUUAUUGUUCUUGAAACAAUUAAUUGUUGAUUAAUGACAACGACUCGUAUUUAAUUGAAUACAUCCGUAAGUUAAAAAUAAUAAUAAUAAUAAAAAUAUUUAAACUCAAUUUUAUUGAGCAUUAAAAUCAAAUUCAAAUAAUUCAAUAAACAAAAAAUAAAACAAAACAAAUGAUAAAUAAUAAUGAUAAUAAUAAUAAUUAAUUAUUAAUUAAUAAAAUGAUAAUAAUCUUUUCAAUUUUAUGAUACAAUUUAUUGUAUGCGUUACAAUGUUUAGUAACGGGAAGAAAAAAAAAUUAAUGGACAUGUACUCAAUGCUACAAUUAACUGUAGUACUAAAUUACAUAUUUAACGCCAUAUCAUUGUAACAAUUAAUUAUUAAGAUUAAAAAAAAAAUAUGUCGUGAUUAUGAGAAAAAACUAAAUUCCGUAUAUUAAUUGUCGUGCAUUAAUGUAUUGAAUAUACGAUGAUACUAAAUAUUAAUGACUUUAAUUGAUAAAUAUAAUUAAUUAUAAAUGAAUUGAUGGUUAAUUAACGUAAUAACUUUUAUUAAUCAAACCGUAUUUUAAUCUCGGCAUUGUAACAUAGCGUGAUAGAGAACAAAACAAUGUUUGUGCCAUCUAGCGGUUCUUUUUAAUAAUUAAUAUAUAUAAAUAUAUAUUUCUUGAUUAUAACAAUUAGAAUCAGCUCUUACUAUACUUAUAUUAUUAAUUAAUAAUACAAUAAUUUGUAACAAUUAUAAUAUUGUUAUGGAAAAUGAUUUUUUUGUCACAAGUGUAGAGAAUUUAAAUCCUUUAAAUCUAGACCAGUCUAAUCUCAUUCGGUAUUUUAAAUUAGCGGUUGGAAAUUUAAUUAUUUAUUAAUAAUUAAAUUUAAAUUAAAUUAAUUAAUCGAUGGGGUUUUAAUGAAGUAAUCGGUGGUUGUAAUACCGAGUGAGAUGAAAACUCAUUCCAUCAUUCGACUAUUUACGACUAAAACUAUUGCUAUUAACUAAUCAAUAAAUAUUAAUAAUUAAUUAAUUUACUAAUGUAUUAAUUAAUUAAUAUCUUGUAUAAUGUAAUUAACUUAUGCGUACACAUGUAACAUGUAACAAAAAAAAUAAGAUGUUGUCAAUAAAAAAUAAUAAAAAUA